UUUCCCCGCCUCUUCCUAAUGCAUCAAUGCCUUUCCCUUCCACAUCAGGGAGAGGCAGAGGGGUGGGGGCAUGCGAGCAACAGAGAGCGAGGGGCUGAGCACAGUCUGCUUUCUGACGGAGGGAGAAUAAGAGGGUGGGGAGACAGCGCAUAAACCAGACAGAUAGUGAAGGAGUGAGAAAGAGGGAGCGUGUGUGACGAGAAGAGAGGAAGGCAGGGCUUCAUGUGAUGUGAAGGGAUGCAUGGGCACCAGGGAUUUUCCUGAACACCACAGCUGGUCUGGCUCUCCUCAUGUUGGACUCCUCCAGAGGUAUUUGUUUGUGAUCCAUUCUCUGAACCUAGCUUAAGCAAACUGCCUUUCAUCAGGGGCAUGCAGCCGAACCAGCUGUAUUAACAUUGUCAGUGCACAAUGCGCCUGGAAGACCCACAGAGCCUGGAGGGCGGGAUGGCCAGACACGCAGGGAGGAUAUUGCAUUUUCUUCUGUCCCACUGGAAUUAUCAUUAGCCUUUUUCCCCCGCUCCUCUUCCUGCUCAGAACUCAUCUCAUCUCUGCCUCCGUCUCACUUGGCCGGUCUGUCAGCUGUCUGCCUGUCUCACCAUCGCAGAGUGUGGUGCAAGACUUGGAGUGACAUCCUGCAAUCUGAACACCACAGCUGGCUCCACACUAUCCCCACAUCCCCCGAUCAUCUGAGAGGCUGCCUCUGGUAAUUUAUUCACACUGCGCUCACUAGAUUUUUACUGUUGCUAUGGAAUCCUGUUGAAGAGGUAAAAAUGUAGAGACUUGUUUGGGAAUUACAAUUUUUUGUGGUUUUCUUCAAUCUUUUUGGAACCAGAAUUGUACAGAGACAAAUUCAAAGAGAUCUAUUGAAUGAGGAGAAAAUGAGCAUAUAAGUGUCUUUCGCUCUUACUGUGGAGAAAAGGAAACUGCAGAGUAAAGGAUCUCACAUAGAAAAUAACCGUGACAACAUUGAUCUUGUAGCCAUCAAUCUGUGUUCGCUGGGAAAUGUGACAUUUUAUUGGAUAGAUAAAAGGCAGUAUCUGACAUUGACAGAUAAGAUCCCGCUAAGGCUUCUAGAGCUGCAGAGAACUGGGAGGAUGUCCAUGUGUUCACUGGAAUCAGCUUGAAUGAAACUUUCUCCUGGAAAGCGCUCUUCACUCUCGUCUCCCGAACAUUGGAUGAGUUCCUUAAUAGAGAGAACCGAAUCAAUCAUAUUGAUGCACUGUCUAGAUUUCUCCGUCAGCGGUCUGUUUUCCAUGUUCUGAACUCAUGAGUCGAGGCGAUACACUGCAACAGCGGACCACCUACCUCAUCUCCGUCACCCUGGUGAAGGUGGAGGCGGUUGAGGAGCAUGGCGCCAGGCAAACCAGACCAACUCCUCACGUGCUGGGAAGUGAAAUUGGCCAGAAGAGACCCGGAGCCUUGGUGGAUGAGGGAGAGCCCCCCCUGAGGCCGGACGCCGAGGAGGAGGCAGAACAGGGGGCUGGGAAAUGCAUCAAACUCAAGGAAGGGGAGCGAGUCCCCUCUACUGCCCUGCAGGCCGCCUCCGCCACCAAAACUGGAAGGAGUGACGGGACCCCAAUUGUCAGAGAUGAUCAAUCCGGCCACUUAGCAGACAUGGGGACAUCUGCCAGUUACACCGAGAGUGACACCUCAGAGGGCACUAGCCACUGGCCAAUGCCUCUGGAGAAGUCACACGGCAGUGCUGUUGGUGGCCCAGAGCUGAGGGAGACGAGGAAAAGCCGCUCCUCAAAAAGCCUGAACGGCGAGGACAAGGGGGUCAGAGUCAGCUUUCCAACCAGUGCAUCUGAGGACACCGGGUCGUUCAUGGGGCCUUACCGAGCCUCCUGGGAUGAGAGUGGAAGCAGAGCGUUUCACGAGAAUGCUAGAGACGAGGCAGGGACUGGGAGAAGUGGAUCUGCUCAGGCGUACAGCAACGAGAAGGAAACCCAAGGAAAUCCUCCCAGGCCACAGAAGCUAAAGAUGGGCUCGGUAUCUUUGCCAGCACCCAACACUCAGGCCUCCAAGACCCUAAGGAAGGGAAAGAAGAGCCACACCCUGGACAACAGUGACCUGCGCUGCUUAUCUGAGGAGCUCUUCCAGGGCCAGGCUGCAACACAUUCCCAAGCGCCCCAGUCCCAUCGAGCCUCAGUCCGAGACCGUAAGAUGCUGAAGUUUAUCAGUGGUAUUUUCAGCAAGAGCAGUCCCUCAACUGCUCCCGCAAAGCAGAGCUCUAUGCAGAGAGAGUCCAGUGAGGAGGAAGUGGCCUGUGGCAACAGUCAAGAAUGGACUCUAAACCGCUCCAUUCCAGAGCUGCGUUUGGGUGUGCUGGGAAGUCUACGGAGUGGCAAAUCUGCACUGGUGAACAGGUAUAUCACUGGCAGCUACGUUCCUAUGGAAUGCUCUGAUGGAGGAAGGUAUAAGAAGGAGGUGUUGGUGGAUGGACAGAGUCAUCUUUUACUAAUCAGGGAGGAGCCUGGGCUACCUGAUGCGCAGUUCAGCAACUGGGUGGAUGCUGUUGUCUUUGUGUUUAGUUUGGAAAAUGAAGCCAGCUUCCAAGAAGUGUACAAGAACUUCAGUGAACUCAACACCCACCGAAGCAACAUUGAUAUCCCAUUGAUAGUGGUGGGCACUCAAGACAAGAUAAGUAGCACCAACCCUCGAGUGAUCGAGGAUAAACGUGCACGUCAGCUAUCUGUGGAUGUGAAGCGCUCAUUGUAUUAUGAGACCUGUGCGACAUACGGCCUCAAUGUGGACAGAGUAUUCACAGAGGCUGCUCAGAAAGUUGUUGCAGGAAAAAGGCAGGCAGCCCUCCUAGCUGCAACCAAAUCCCUUCCAAACUCCCCCUGUCAUUCUACAGACUCAACACCACUGUCAGGACCUCACCAUGGACAGGCCAGUAAUGGAAGUCAGAGUAGUGACAUCUCCUCCUCCCUGCCCUCCACUCCUGUGGUGGGUCAUAGAGAGCUACGAGGAGAGGGAGGCUCUCAGAGAAAUAUCCCCCGUCGACGGACAUCCCUUUUCGGGAAUCGUCGAGGCAGUGACUCAGAAAAGAAAACGCCUGACAACAGGGGUGAAGUAGUCGGCAUACGCUCAGUUACCAUCAAACAGAGCCUACUGUGGAAACGAGGUGGAAGUUCACUGAACAAGGACUGGAAGAAAAAGUUUGUUUCGCUGUCUAGCAAUGGCGUUCUGUCUUACUAUUCAAGCCACAAUGACUACAUGCAGAAUGGGCAUGGUAAAGAGGUCAAUUUGUUGCAUGUGACGGUCAAAGUCCCUGGUAAGCGCCCCCCUCGUGCUGUGACUCCUGGCGGCUCAAUCUGUGGCCUGAAUGGAACACUUAAGGAUGGACCAGCCUCUGAAGGGACCACACCAACAACGUUGUCAAGCUCUGCCAGCCUGCUGACUGUAGAUGAAGGAACAGGAGUUGCCACCUCCCCUGCUGGAGAGAGUGGACUUCGACGGUGCCCUUCAACACUGUCCAAUAGACACUUCCCUUCAGACACUGAUGGAAUGACCAGCAUCGCUUCAGGGAAAGAACAGGUCCCAGCCUCCCCAAUGACCAACAGGAAGAAGCCCACAAGGAAGAAAAGCAUGAACCCCAAAGGGGACGCAGCCAUGGGUCAAGCAGAGGCUAAGCGAAAAAUGUGGAAAUUAAAGAGUUUUGGUAGCUUGAAAAACAUUUACAAGACAGAGGAAGACAACGCUGACUUCAUAAUAAUAUCAAGCACAGGACAAACAUGGCACUUUGAAGCCACAAGUCAAGAGGAGAGAGAUGCUUGGGUCCAAGCCAUCGAGAGUCAGAUCCUUGCCUGCCUGCAAGGCUGUGAAAGCAGCAGGCGUAAGGCUCGGCGCAACAGCCAGAGUGAAUUGGCCCUGCAAGCAAUCCGUAAUGCUAAAGGCAACAACCGCUGUGUGGACUGUGGAGCACCAAAUCCAACAUGGGCAAGUCUUAACCUGGGAGCACUGAUCUGUAUCGAGUGCUCAGGCAUCCAUAGGAACCUGGGGACCCAUCUGUCCCGUGUCCGCUCCCUGGACCUGGAUGACCUUUCCCUUGAGCUCAGCCAAGUGCUAACAGCUAUUGGGAACCACAUGGCAAACAGUGUCUGGGAGAGCUGUACACAGGGGCGACAGAAGCCAACGCCAGAGGCCUCGAGGGAGGAGAGGGAGACAUGGAUCCGAGCCAAGUAUGAGCAGCGUGUCUUCGUAGCGCCCUUGACUGCCCAAACUGAGGACAGCGCGGGUUCCAUGUCAGACUGGCUGCUCAGUGCAGUGGUCGAGAGGGACCUCCCCCGCCUCCUGCUGCUCCUUGCCCACAGCAACAAGGAACAGAUCAACGCCCCGCUGGUCAAGGCUUCGCCGCAGGCACGCACAGCCCUCCAUGCUGCUUGCCAGCUUGGAGAUGUGGUCAUGACCCAACUGCUGGUCUGGUAUGGAAUUGAUGUAAAGGCAAGAGGUCCCCAAGGCCAGACAGCUUUGACCAUGGCUCGCAACACAGGGAGCAAGGAGUGCGCUGAGAUUCUGCUACAAUACGGCUGUCCAAAUGAACUCUCUCCCACUCUGCCCACACCUAGCCUUUCCCGAAAGAGUAGCACCACCAGCCUGGGAAGAGUCAACUCAAGCAGGAGGAGGGAGAACUUCUGAUGUUUUAAAUGUACAGACAUGGAUAUUACAUACAUGGAUCUGGAGAACUUGCAGAGAAAUCAGAUUAGUUUGUAAACAACUAUAUGAGUGUGUGUGUUUGUGUGUGUGUGUGUGUGUGGGAGAGAGAGAGAGAGAGAGAGAGAAAUUAUAGACCAUACUUCCUCUGUAUUCUUCUCUGAAAUCUACAAACACAAUCACUGAUAUCAAUAUAACCAACAAAAUGAGUUUUCAGAUACUGAUUUCAAUGUAAUAUCAGUCUUAUCACCAUGUGUGCAAAAAUCUGUUUUCAUACAACGCAUUACAAUAAGUACAAAAUGUUUGCAUUUCCAUAAUAAUCAAGUACUCUGUAUUUUUA
Clupea harengus (Atlantic herring) is the source of this 4996-nucleotide messenger RNA. It is a transcript of the gene agap2, whose product is annotated as ArfGAP with GTPase domain, ankyrin repeat and PH domain 2. The record is from RefSeq and is a predicted model, not a curated record. NCBI's taxonomy places the organism in Eukaryota, Metazoa, Chordata, Actinopteri, Clupeiformes, Clupeidae. Gene Ontology annotation, molecular function: protein binding; GTPase activator activity; GTPase activity. Gene Ontology annotation, cellular component: nucleus. Gene Ontology annotation, biological process: negative regulation of neuron apoptotic process; activation of GTPase activity.